GAGCCGCCGCGAGCUCUCUUGCCUGCCUUCCCGCGCGCGCCCGCCCCUCCCCUUUAGCUCCCGCCGCCGCUGUCGCUGCACGCCGCCGCCCGCUCCGGCUCCGACCACCGAACUCCCCGAAGCCAGCCAUGGAUGACGAUAUUGCCGCGCUCGUUGUUGACAAUGGUUCCGGUAUGUGCAAGGCCGGGUUUGCCGGGGACGAUGCUCCCCGUGCUGUCUUCCCAUCCAUCGUGGGUCGCCCCAGGCAUCAGGGUGUGAUGGUUGGUAUGGGCCAGAAAGACAGCUAUGUUGGUGAUGAAGCCCAGAGCAAAAGAGGUAUCCUGACCCUGAAGUACCCCAUUGAACACGGUAUUGUCACCAACUGGGAUGACAUGGAGAAGAUUUGGCACCACACUUUCUACAAUGAGCUGAGAGUAGCCCCCGAGGAGCACCCAGUGCUGCUCACAGAGGCUCCCCUGAACCCCAAAGCCAACAGAGAGAAGAUGACACAGAUCAUGUUUGAGACCUUUAACACCCCAGCCAUGUAUGUAGCCAUCCAGGCUGUGCUGUCCCUGUAUGCCUCUGGUCGUACCACUGGUAUUGUGAUGGACUCUGGUGAUGGUGUUACCCACACUGUGCCCAUCUAUGAAGGCUACGCCCUCCCCCAUGCCAUCCUCCGUCUGGAUCUGGCUGGCCGUGACCUGACGGACUACCUCAUGAAGAUCCUGACAGAGAGAGGCUACAGCUUCACCACCACAGCCGAGAGGGAAAUUGUGCGUGACAUCAAGGAGAAGCUGUGCUACGUUGCCCUGGAUUUCGAGCAGGAGAUGGCCACAGCUGCCUCUAGCUCUUCCCUGGAGAAGAGCUAUGAACUCCCUGAUGGCCAGGUCAUCACCAUUGGCAAUGAGAGGUUCAGGUGCCCUGAGGCCCUCUUCCAGCCAUCUUUCUUGGGUAUGGAGUCCUGUGGUAUCCAUGAAACUACCUUCAACUCCAUCAUGAAGUGUGAUGUGGAUAUCCGUAAGGACCUGUACGCCAACACAGUGCUGUCUGGUGGUACCACAAUGUACCCUGGCAUUGCUGACAGGAUGCAGAAGGAGAUCACAGCCCUGGCACCCAGCACAAUGAAAAUCAAGAUCAUUGCCCCCCCUGAGCGCAAGUACUCUGUCUGGAUCGGAGGCUCCAUCCUGGCCUCCCUCUCCACCUUCCAGCAGAUGUGGAUCAGCAAGCAGGAGUACGACGAAUCCGGACCCUCCAUCGUCCACCGCAAAUGCUUCUAAACCGGACUGUUACCAACACCACCCGCGCCCUCGUGACGAAACGAACCCCAUAAAUGCUCAUAAACCGAGACGAGAUUGGCAUGGCUUUAUCUGUUGUUCUUUUGUUUUGUUUUUGGCGCUUGACUCAGGAUUAAAAAACUGGAACGGCGAAGGUGUCAGCAACAGUCUUGAAACGAAACCUGUCGGAGCGAACGCCCCCACCCCGCCCCCCCA
Dryobates pubescens (Downy woodpecker) is the source of this 1469-nucleotide messenger RNA. RefSeq names its product actin beta (gene ACTB). Bases 129 to 1256 code for a protein of 375 amino acids. The transcript has 6 exons. Lineage: Eukaryota; Metazoa; Chordata; Aves; Piciformes; Picidae. The record is from RefSeq and is a predicted model, not a curated record.